Molecule: messenger RNA, 4740 nt
Organism: Leishmania braziliensis MHOM/BR/75/M2904
Lineage: Eukaryota; Euglenozoa; Kinetoplastea; Trypanosomatida; Trypanosomatidae
Exons: 1
Coding region: 1-4740 (1579 amino acids)
Source: RefSeq, a predicted model, not a curated record
AUGGACGCAAUUGUUUCCUGCGCCCCCCCCCCUUUUACACUCACCAAACACCCCAGAAGCGCCCAACGAUGUGCUACAGCAACCAACAGGAGUACCUGCAGACCACCUCUUUUGCUUUCCUCACCGCUCUUCUUGCGCGUCUCGCCACAAUCGAAGCUGAGCUCAUCGCACGAGUUGUUCGCCAUGCCACCACCGCUGUCCUACCAUCACCAUCUCCACCAGCGGAAGCUGUCUCUUUCAUCACGUGAAGGCCAAAGCCUCUCCUCAGGCAGCAGUAAGCACCUGCCGGCACCAGUCCUGCAGUAUCAUAAGGGCAGGGAUAGGGAUGCUGGCGCUAGUAGCACGAAUGAUCUGCUCAGCCUUGUCAGUAAGAGAAGCGGCGUGGAGAGCCUCAGCUCCAGAGAGGCAAAGGCAUCAGGACUGCAACGGGCAGCGGCAACGACUGCCGUUCAGUCAUCCAUUCAGCCGCCCACAGCCGCUGCCACUGGAAUGGUUGAGAUAAUGGCUACAUACGACAACGAGGGCACCACAGAAGCCCAACCCUGCGAGUCUUUAGUCGUUGGCGUCCCCACCACGGCCGCGUCGCUCGAGUUGCUCUCUCCAGUGACCACUUCGGCAUCCCGGAAGUGCCUCUUGAAGUCGUUUAGCCGCACCGCAGCCAUGUCCGCUGAAAAGGGUCGCAUCUCGUCAGUUCCAGGGGCAGUGACAACCCUGGCCGAUGUCUAUCUCGAGCGUCAGGUGAGCUACCCGUACACGGGUGACGGUGCGAUGGCCACCUUCAACCCCGCCAACUCCCCGCCCGCAUCCCUCCCACACGUUGACUCGGCCGACCAAGACGGAUCAGCAGUCAUCUUUGCCGCAUCGCUGAUUCCUUUGCAAGCAAGCAAGCCCUCCCUCCUCAGGAACACGCCGAGAACAAGUCCGCUCCUUCAAGGGCGAUGUGAGCGAGCAGCAGGGCCGAUAACCUCGGCCAAGGCCUCCCAAGGGGCCACCUUCUCGCACCCCGCUGCUGAUGCUGUAGCUGCCGGUGCAGCCGUGUCCACGACAAGAACCACAGCUACCAAGGGCGUCGCAUCUUUCUCCGCUGCGCUCGCCACACACCCCGCCGACUACGCCAACAGAAUGAGGAGCAUGAAUGGCACUGUGAUCCGCGAGGCUAGUGGGGUGUCGGCCUUUACAAACGUACGCCAGCAGCAGCAGCAGUCGCCAUCCUCUGAGUUUUCGCGCAUGGCGGGUGGCAGGUGGUCCCAUGCGUCGUCGUCGCCGUACCCUUCUCGCACCUCUGAGUCUGUCGCCGAUGCUGCCACCCCGCACUCCAUGACUGCCACCGCACCGGGCUCGCCCCAGGGCUCCUCGAUGAAGCCGAGCACACUACGCCCAAGACCGAUAUCACUGUCGGCAGCUGUUUCGCGGGUCACCUCCAGCAUUGCCAACUCAGCCAGCGGCAGUGAUAGCAAUGAGGCAUCGCCUAGGCUGGUCAUCUCAGCUGUGUCUUCGUUGUUUGCGUCGGCCGUAGUGCCAGAUGCGUUGGCAGAGAAAAAGCACAACGCGGCUGACGAAUCUAUUGCUACUUGCUGCAGCGACGGUGCACUCUCGCAGCACCUCUUCCACCGCGCAACAUCAGGUGCCACCAUACCCGGCAGCCCUAGAUUAUUCCCGCCUGCGGCGGUGGCCACACGAGCCGGAGUGGUCAUGGACGCGGUGGGCUACCUGGAGUGCGAGCGCGACACACUGCGGCGUACACUCGCGCGGCUUUUCGCGGCCAUGCUUCUCCCCCACAUUUUCCUGUGGAACGCAGUCCCAGCACUGAUUCCGCAGGCGGCGGCCCCGCCACGUGGGCGCCUGUACGCUGUGGCGCACAGCCACCCCGAGGUUGCCUUGUUCGCGCUGGAGCUGUUCGUUGCUGGACUCAUCUGCUUGGGCAUCUUGCACUACCGUCAGAUGAUCGUUCUGCGGAGUUCUCAAGAACGCAACAACCGGCUCGUAGGCCUUCACACUAGCAGCGCAUCCCUCGCAGCUAAGGCCAAGAGCGCCUGCACCGGUUUGGCAUCCGUGGCAGCAGCUCAGACCGAUACAGUGUCGCCGCUGGUGUCGACUACAAAGACGAGCCUGCUCCUUUCGUCACCGCCGAGAAGGCCUGGUCUACGGCCGCUGCGCAGCUACGGCGGCCUUGGCAGAAACAGCAGCGCAGUGAGCAGCGCCCAUAGGCACCGCAUCCUCUCCCACUCCGCCAUGCAGCAGCAGCCGUUUCCGUCGGAGCCAUUGGCCAGCGUUCGGAGUUCCGCGACGAGGGCAACGCAAGCGGCAACCCCAGCGAGAACGAGACCUGGGCGAGACCUCGUGAAUCUCAGCCACUACCCUUCUGAGACUGACGGCAUGACGCACCGCUUAAUUGGCAGAAGCAGCAGCGGGGGGAUACUGAACGACCUCGUGCCUGUCGGUGGCGACAGUAGUGCAUCAUGGACAACGACCCGCUCUCAGUCAUCCUACACCCCCACACGGCUUACCCCACUGGCAGCAGGAACGACACUGCAUGACGUUAGCGAAGUGCAUGUGAAUGAAGCCCCCGCCUCCCCUGCUGCUGAUGGUGGUGCCAUCGAGACGUGGUCCAGUGCUGUUGAUGCGGAGGGGGGCACCCCUCGAAGGAGUCUGUUCCGCGACUAUCAUCAUUGCACCGCCCCGCCAAAUGUGCCUCGGUCACCACAACACUCACGGGAGCGGCUCAUCGCAAGCGGUGCUGGAUGCCCGGCACGUUCUCCAGCACCGCUGGCGCCGAGAACGUCGGGCUCACAUGCCUCUCCAUUCCUUACGCUCCCUUCGGUAGGGCACGCCCAACUGGCACUGUCUGGACUCGGGGACCGUGACUGCAGCCUGGCGAAGAGCACAAGCUGGGCGGUCGCGAAACAGUCAACCGCGGUGCUGUCCACUUCAGCAGCGAGUGUCACGCUCACUGACUCGCUUCUCCUGUCGUCCUUUGGAGCUGCUGCAGCUGUCUCUGCCUCCUCUUUCCCCUCCACCGCCACGUUGGGACGUGAUGACCGCGUGCCCACGAUGACGUAUUUCGGCUUCACCCUUGGGUUUUUGGUUUGCACAAGCCUCGCGACGUGGCGCCUCUCAGUGGACUACUACUUUGCGCUGUACAGCUUCAAGCUCGACACCAACGCCGCCCUGUGGUUCUGGUUGGUGCCGGUAAGCCUCUUAGGCAUCACCGCAUAUGUGGUCCUCUUGAUCGGCGGCCACACGCUGCGCUGGCGCGCUCUACGGCAGCUGCACGACAGUAACGACCGGUGGUGCAGGAAGGACGAUAAAGAGGGGCUAGAGGAGGCUGCCCGUCAGAUGACAGCGGCGGCUGCGACGCUAUCCAGACUUCACUGGAUCCCGUGGUGCCUGGCCUGCGUUCCGCACCCGCAUCCAGACGCCGCGCCGCUCCUGGAUGUGCCGGAGGUGGUCAUCACACAUCCAGAAGCGACGACGGUGCUGCCUGCGUUGGCCGACCGAUGCUCGAUGCUCAGUUCCUUCGAGGUCGACGUGCCUGACGCACCACCCCCUGCGGCGUUGCUCACACUCAUGGAAAGUAGCUUCUGCAAUGGCGACGACGAUGCAAUGUACGAUGAUGCGGUCAGCGUUGUGGAAUCUGCCCAGCUGCAGCACAGUGGCGUGUGGAAUAAGCUCAGCAAGGACAAGGAUGAAGAGGUCAUUGUUACGAGCGAUGAUGUGCAUGGGCUUGUAGGCAACAUCCUGCGAAUGAUGCGGGUGAAGAAGCGGAGGACGCCGGCAGCUGACACACCCAGUGAGGUGGUAAGCCUCUCAGCGACGAACGCCACCCUGAGCUCGUGCAACCCGCUGCUUCCGCAGCUACCAUACUGGUCCUCGUCGGGGGGGACUCCCACAGCUAAUGCGAGCCUCUCCGACACUGAGAUAGGCAGCCUCAGCCAUCGGAGCACAUCUAGCUGCUUUUCUCCACAGUCGCUGUGGAUGUUACGCCAGCGGCUUCAGCGCGUCCUCGCUGCAGUACACACCUUUGCCGUGCUGCACUCCUGCAUAAAGUAUGUCAGUCGCGUGCUUCACAUCCUCGACUUUCCCAUGCGGCUCCGGAGGUUGUGCGGCCUCACGCAUGAGUCCCGAGAAAAGCGGCGGAGGCGGCAACGCACACGCGGUGCCACGCUGUCGGCGUCGGCAGUGCGGCGGCGAUGGACGUCAUGGAGUGGCGAUCUGUACGGCUUGGAGCGCGUGCUGCCCUGGACGUACUUGAUCAUGCUCUUCUCCCUCUUCCAGGGGCUGUUGUCGGCCAUGUACUUCACCUGGUCGUGGCGCAGAAUCCUCCGCGAGGCGGCGACGGCAGCCAUGUACGCCACCGACACGGCGCGCGCCGUGACGCCGGUGCCGCCAUCCUAUGCAGUGCACGACUGCACCAAAAUGCAGUUAAGCGUGCGGCACGUGUUUUGGCUUAUUCCCCCCUUCUGCGCGGGUAGCGGCGUCAACGUCGUAUCACCGCAGCCGUCGACAAAUUGGUCCAUGGCGAAUCAGGUCGCACUGCUCUUCACACUUCUAGAUCAGCGCCAGUUCGAGGUGGCCUACCUCUACACGAGUGUCGCCCUCCCCAUCGGCCUCCUCCUCUCCAUGUAUCUCUUUCUGCUUGAAGUACGGGUUCAUGUUAAGUCUCGCCGUGUUCUACGGCUCCUCGUGCUGGCCAAGUCGCGGGUCGAGGCGAUGCGCAAGAUCCGUGACGCGGCAUUGUGA